Notolabrus celidotus (New Zealand spotty) is the source of this 5313-nucleotide messenger RNA. RefSeq names its product rho GTPase-activating protein 40. Gene Ontology annotation, biological process: signal transduction; regulation of small GTPase mediated signal transduction; regulation of actin filament polymerization. The transcript has 16 exons. NCBI's taxonomy places the organism in Eukaryota, Metazoa, Chordata, Actinopteri, Labriformes, Labridae. The coding region runs from base 384 to 2288 and encodes 634 amino acids. The record is from RefSeq and is a predicted model, not a curated record. Gene Ontology annotation, molecular function: GTPase activator activity. Gene Ontology annotation, cellular component: cytoplasm.
AUUGAACGUGCACGGAUAGGAGAGCAGGCUGUCUGUUGUUAUCUGUGUAAGCAGGGCGAGCUUCUCUCCUCCUGCCAUCUGUUUGAUGACAGCGUUCACUGCAAGAUACAUCCCUGUUACAACCAUAUACAGUCUAUGGUUACAACCUCUGGAAGAUACAUGGAAAUACCUUCUUUUUACGCUCUGUCGAACCCUUUAAUAUCAGGGGUGUCGACGGUGUUUUCUCAGAACGAGUUCAGCCACACCUUUCCUGGGGAAUUAAUGAGCCCAACUUUGCAGCCAUAAGUAAUGAUGAGCAGAAACACCCAUGUUGUUGUGGAAACAAUGCAGGAAUUCAAUCGCUACAUGACAGCCAUGCCAAUGUAAAUCCCAGCCCCACCGAGAUGAGCGUGGAGCCCUGGGCCAGCCCGCAGGACCAGGCAGCCGCUGAGGAAGCACACACCACCACCACGCACACGCCAUCCUCCCAGGAUCAGGAGCAGCACCCCGACAAACUCUGCCUGGACUCGUUCUGGAGUGAGGUGGAGACCAUCAGACAGGGGAGUGGCUACACAGACCUCGACUGCACCAGGAGAGACUCCAAACAGUCAGAAGAAGGGGAACAGGAGGAGCAGUGGCUGGCUGAUGCUGGUUUGUCAGACCUCAUCAAGGAGGAAAGCGAUGAUGUUGACAAAGCGGUGCUUUUGUCCACACUGACCCGGACACAGGCCGAGGCAGUCCAGCGUCGACUGGAAUCCUACACACUGUCCCUGCGUAAGAGGAACAAACCGCCACCACGGGACGUCCGAGAGGUCUUUAACUCCCCUAUCACUCAGAACCUCCUGCCAGAGUCCCAGCAAAGUGAGGACCUACCCCAAGACAGCAUGGCUUCAGUUGCCAAAACACCAUUAUCAGCUAUGACACCAGAGCAUCAGCGAGGUGCUAUCAAAGAAGAGUUCUUCAUCACCGAUGUGGCUUACUGUGAACAGGCCGUCAUCUUCCUCAAACAGGCCAAACUGCCGCAGAACAAAAUUCUCCGCAGGAAAGAGGACGGCACUUUGCCGCGGGUCGUCUGUCCCAAGUGCCGUCUCGGAGUGACUCGCAUUCAGGAUCUCUCCCACACAGACAUGAAGAAGGUGCGUCAGCUGGCUCUCAUCGACAUGACGGCGCUGUGCGACCUCUUAGAGCUGGAGGUCAAAAGGCACAAAACGGGCAAGAGGAAAAUCGCAGAGAGUUCACUUUUCGGGGUGCCGCUGGCCUCACUGAUGGAGAACGAUCAGAAAAUGAAGCCCCAAUCCUCCACCCCUCUCUUCCUUCAGGCGUUGUUGUCAUUUUUGGAGAAGAAAGGAGUCGAUUCGGAGGGGAUCCUGCGGGUUCCAGGAUCUCAGUCCAGAAUAAAGAUGCUGCAGCAGAACUUCGAGACCAACUUCUACUCAGGGAAGAUCAGCUGGGACGAGGUGAAUCCAAACGACGCCGCUGCCCUGCUCAAGAAGUUCAUCCGGGAGCUGCCCGCUCCUCUGCUCACCGCAGAGUACCUCAACACCUUCAGCGCUGUCAGAGACAUCACAGACCUGAAGCAGAAGCUCCACAUGUUGAACCUCCUCAUCCUGCUGCUGCCUGAACCUAACAGGAACACACUGAAGGCUCUCCUGGAGUUCCUCAGUAAGGUGGUCUCCAGGGAGAAGAGGAACAGGAUGAACCUGUGGGCCGUGGCGACCAUCAUGGCUCCAAACCUUUUCCUCCAUAAGGCCGUCCCCAGCAGGCUGACGGAGGGUGCAGAGAAAGGACAUGCAGAGAAGGCAGCUGAUGUGAUGAGGCUCCUCAUACGCUACCAGGACUUGCUCUGGACGAUCCCAAACUUCCUCAUGAACCAGGUGCGUAAGCUCAAUGAAAACAACAACAGGCGUCACCAGUUCUACGAUCGCCGCAUCAAGAACCUGCUGAGGAAGAUCCACACAGACAGCCGGGAAAAACCUGAUAAGAACACCUCAGAUCCGUGCCGUACAGUUAAAAUCCAGGUCGGGGAUCAGGUGAGCGGCACUAUGGAGUAUCAGCUCAACAUCAACUCCCGAGCCUCAGACCUGCUCACCCAGUUUCACCGCCAGUGCCUCCGCAGCCCUGAGAACGGGAAGGGCAAAAUACGAAGAAACGGCUCGGUUGCAUAUCCAGACUGCGCUCUGUAUGAAGUAGGAGGGAACAUCGGUGAGCACUGUCUGGACCCCGACACACACCUCCUGGAUUUGUACAACAGUAACCAAGGAGGCGAAUGGGUCAUCAAACUGAAGCCCAAUGCCAGCAGAGGGCUGUGAAGGACAGAUGGACAGAUUGGGAAAAACUUAGCUGAAGAAGGACAAAAGUAGAACCUAAAAAAAGAUGGAAUCCACGCGGGCCUCGGUUCUGGAUCUUUUCCUCCUUGGAGCAACAAGCGAGUAGGAGACAGAUGGAGGAAGCAGAAACAGAUAGAUGAAGAAUCUGCCAGGAGCAGAAAAACUGUCACAUGGACACACACUGCCCUCUACCUUUCUCUCUCCAUCUCUUUUCACCCCUCUCCUCUUUUCCUCUCUUCUCUCCAUCAUUCAUCUCCUGCAGUACCGCAGGGCUGUGAGCAAAAAAAGCUGAUGACGUGACUCAUUACUUCUGACAGAGAACCUGCUGCACAGAAAAGAGAGGCGAGAGUGAACGGCUGGGCGCUUUGAUUCGCCUAUUUUUUUUUUUUUUUUCCCAUCUUUGACAGGAACGAGCAGAUGGGGAUGCAGAGCACCUCUGGCUACAGAGAGCUGAGUCCCACCCCUCCAUUCUCAGGCCAGCUAGAUCAUGUGUUUCAUGUUUUCACCUUCAUUCUUAAGCCUCGGAUCAUGAAACAGGUGAUUUCUGCCCAAAUGCUCCGCUAAAUUGACGUCUAAUCCUGCACAGGACAACGUUCAUCCAGAGAUUUAAAGUUCAGCCUUGAAUGAGACAUCAUUCAAGUAAAUUCAGACUGAAGACCAUUGCUGGAGCUGAAAGGAAAACAAACAUUUACUUCAUAUCAAUAUUAAAUAGAAUAAUUAACUGUAACCUUUGUUCACAGGCAGCUGAAAUAAUCUUGACCCGCCCACAUUUGAAACUUGUUUCCAAAGAAUCUGUGUGCGUCAGCUUCAGUUUAAGUGUAGAUGGAAUCACUGUUAAUCUGUUCACACCUUCCUCUAUGCAAAGAUCCGCCCAUUCAACCAGUUGUUUGUGUUUUCUUUUCCUUGGCUGCAACCUUUUUUUCAGGCACAUACAUACUUUAAAAAGGCCAAAAGAAACCUGCAUGCUGUAGAAGAAAUCUACCUGAUUAAAUCAGGUAUCUCUAUCCCCCUCGUCCUCACCCACAUGCAGAAAUGCAGAUUACUUGAUGUUAAAGACGUCUAGGUGACAGUUAUUCAUAUGUAGCUCAGGAUGUGGGCAGGAAGCUCUUGUAUCAUGCUUUCCUUUCUGAAAAGAAAUACUUGUAUUUAAAGAAUAAGUGGCUAGAAAUGAAGAAAUAAUUAAAAUGAGCUGAAACAGCUGACCUGUGAAUGAAGUGGGACACCAGCUCAAUCUCUAACCGUUUAUCAGCUGACCAAUCCUACACAUUUGCUCUCCAUCCUCUGCUCUCCCUGUUGAACCAUCGUCUGCUCUCACACUUCAAAAACAAAGACAACCAAGAUCUCUGUGUAUCUGCUCCUUUCUCCUCCUGUGCCAUUCAAAGAGGGAACGACACCCAGAUGAGCUGAUCUGUUCUCUUAUCUGUGAAACCCUGUAAUCUCCUGGGCCUCAUAAAAAAAUAAAAAUCCAUGGACUUCCAAGGACCCCUGACCUGAACAGAAUGGUGCUCAACAAGUCUUUCUUUCCUCUACUGAUACCGAGGGAUUUGGUGUCACCACCUCUGGGACAGUUGCUGCACCUCUAAAGGGAGUUUUUGAGGAUGCACAGUGAAGCUGGUCUUCAGUCCUCGUUUUUAAAAACACAGACGGAGCCCAAAGUGCUGAAGAGACUCUUUUGGGGGGGUAACGGGGUUAUUGUUAUUUAUAUGAAUGUAAUGCCACUGUUGCUUCUGUACUUGAUGAGUAUUGUGUAGUCUAGACAGAUAAUAGGAUAAAUAGACAUGCUGCAUUUGGUGUUACAGUGUGUUGUGUUCAGUUGCCCACACUCUUGUGUGGGAAUUUGCAGUGUUCUUAUACAUAUUUUUCAGAUAAGUCAUUUUUUGCUGGAUCUUGUUACAUUUUUCCUCUAAGCAAUUCAGUAAGAUAAAUAUGUAAAUAUUUCUUGUUUAUACUCUCUGCUGUGAAGGAGUGGAUGAAGUGUGCUGUUGCGUUGUUACUCAGUUUUCCAAACACACACACAAGCUGCAAAUGAAUGUGUUUAGCACCUCGUGCCGAUCAUCAGAUGUGAACCAUCUACUCCUCGCAAUCGGAGCCAUGUUGGGGCUCCGCGGCCAUUUUGUGGGAACAACUCGCCUGCUCUCCACUCAAUAGACGGAGUAAUGACAGCCGGGCUCGGCACCGACAUCCAUCAACACCCUCCGCUCCAUCUCUGUCACCUUUCCAAUGAUGGAGCGUAAUGUGCAUCAGAAACACGGCAAGGAAUCACAUUUCCUUCAUAAAGGAGGAGAUAAUAAAUGGCUGUUAUAAAUUCUGCUGCCCUGGACCUGAUGGCAGCAGCAUUGUGUGUGAGUGUGUGUGUGCAUGCACGUGUGUGAUGAGCUUCAUUACACAGGUCCAAUCGGCCUGUCCCAGGGUCCCGGGCACAGUUCAGUGCCUCGGCACAAAGCGAGCUGAUGGAACCGCCUUCUGCUGACAAUCAGGAGAAGUAGGUCACCUCUGAAGCUGAAUCCCAGAGGGUGAGUCAAAACACCCUGAGGAGCGGAGCACAUGGACAUGUUAUUGUCUAAACACACAUGACACACACAUGGACAACAGGGGCACGAGUUCACACCCUCCUACACUAGUUUUUUUUUAUUGACUGUGUUUGUACAUAUGUGAAUGUGUUUGUGUGUGUGAGAGACAGCAGAAGCUUCCUGUGGGGUAGAUGUCUCUGAAGCAGUGUUAUCUGAAAAACUACCCCAAGGAAUUUUUGAAGAAGGACAUUUACAGGAGAGUUUGUUUCCUGUUCUAAACAAAGUAUGGUUAUGGAUCUCUUGUUGUCUUCAUAAUGUCUCACUGUUAUUGUGAAGAGUUUAGACGCCACUAAGCAGACGUCAGAAUGUAUAUUUAUGCCCUUUACACAAUUUGUUGUUUUUAAUAUUCUGGGAAAACACCCAAGUCUCUGAUGUAGAAAGAAAAACUUUUGAAAAACAUGCUUCUUUUUGUCAAUAAAUGUGAAUCUAAUAUUGUC